Messenger RNA from Lingula anatina, 1646 nucleotides. RefSeq names its product ubiquitin-conjugating enzyme E2 Z. Gene Ontology annotation, cellular component: nucleus. Gene Ontology annotation, biological process: negative regulation of apoptotic process. Gene Ontology annotation, molecular function: cysteine-type endopeptidase inhibitor activity. NCBI's taxonomy places the organism in Eukaryota, Metazoa, Brachiopoda, Lingulata, Lingulida, Lingulidae. The record is from RefSeq and is a predicted model, not a curated record.
UGAUUCAUACGCUGUGUGGGAAUAUUUGUCUACUCUUUUAUCAAAGAAAGGGCCCCACAUUGAAAGGCCGUGGCAAUUUGCUGAUAGACUAUCAACACAAAAGCAAAAGCUAUGAAACGAAGGAAACGUCAACAUGGCCACAGCUGAUGAGGCCGAGAUAUUACCUCUGGCCGAGAGUUUCCUUGCUGCUGAUGUAGGCGAGUCUUCCAGUCCGACGGCAACCAUGUGGGACCCUCUGUCUUGUAAAGACUGGGACAAUGAAAAGGCGUCUCCACAGUGCUUAACCAGAAUCAAGAGGGACAUCAUGAGUAUUUACCAAGAGCCGCCGCCUGGUAUGUGUAUUGUGCCUGACAAGGACAACAUAACAAAGAUUCAUGCUCUUAUAACAGGGCCAUUCGACACUCCAUACGAAGGGGGUUUCUUUUACUUCCUGAUACGAUGUCCACCAGAUUAUCCAAUCAGAGCACCAAGAGUUCGGCUGUUGACCACAGGAGAUGGGCGUGUCCGAUUUAACCCUAACCUGUACAGGAAUGGCAAAGUCUGUUUGAGUAUUUUAGGCACAUGGUCAGGUCCAGCAUGGAGUCCCGCACAGAGCCUGUCUAGUGUUCUCAUCUCCAUACAGUCUCUUAUGAAUGAGAAACCAUACCACAAUGAACCAGGAUUCGAACAGGAAAGGACCCCAGGAGAUGCCAAGAGGUAUAAUGACAUCAUAAGACAUGAAACCCUACGAGUAGCAGUUUGUGAUAUGCUAGAGGGAAGGUGUCAGUGUCCACAAGCAUUAAGGGAGGUGAUGGAGAAAUCAUUUCCAGAGUAUUACGAUUACUAUGAAUCCACUUGCCUAUCCAAUUCCCACCUAUCUGGACAAAAUAUGCAGGACCCAUUCGGUGAGAAACGAGGGAAAUUUGAUUAUGGUGCAAUUCUCAAAAGACUUCAGACAUUAAAAGUUAAACUGGAGGACCGGUUCUUAUCCUCAGACUGUGAGGACUUGAGUGAUGACAGUGGGGGCGUGGGAGGAGGAGGAGGAGGAGGAACAAAAGGAGAAGGAGAUACAGAGGACACUUCUAAUACAAACUCACAGACUCCAGAGACAACAAAACAUAAUAAGGGUUUACGUGUAUAACACAUACCCUGCGGGUCAAAUAUAUAGUCUGAUUCCCAAAUUAUAUCGUGAUUAUCCCAACAUGGAACGAGUAAAACAUUGAGAAGGGCAAGAUAAAGGAAGAACUGCAUGUUGUGUUUUUUGAAGGCUUUGCACUAGCGCUGUUUCUUGACAUGGCAAGCAGAAAAAGUGGCAUGUUUAUGUAUAUGGCUUCUUCAGCAAUAGAUAGAUUUCUGAUGGAUGUGGUUUGUGUGUAACCACAAACCAAAGGCAAAUUUGUGCAGAGCCAGUUUAGUGGUUUAAUCUGUGAUCAGCGAGUUUUAAGUGAGUUUUCAACCAAGCAGAAGUCAAUUUCUCUAGCAGUAUUUAAAUAGAUGGAUUUUAAUGUGGUUCGUAUCACUGAAGACCAUAGUCAAUAUCAGGCUUGUACUGAGGGCUGGCACCUUGUGAUUGAAUUUUAAAAACUGAUGAUAAUGAUAUGAUAUCUGGUGGAUAAAUAUUACACACUAGUGUUGUUAUUUGAAUCCCCCUCCCGAAACCCCCCCCC